CUGCGCGGCGCGGGCGGGGCCUCUGGGGCGGAGCGGCCACCAUCUUGGAACGGGAGGCGGAGCAGAGCUGACUGGGAGCGACCGAGCGGGCCGCCGCCGCCGCCAUGAACCCCGAAUAUGACUACCUGUUUAAGCUACUUUUGAUUGGUGACUCGGGCGUGGGCAAGUCAUGCCUGCUCCUGCGGUUUGCUGAUGACACAUACACAGAGAGCUACAUCAGCACCAUCGGCGUGGACUUCAAGAUUCGAACCAUUGAGCUGGAUGGCAAAACCAUCAAACUUCAGAUUUGGGACACGGCGGGUCAGGAACGAUUCCGGACCAUCACUUCCAGCUACUAUCGGGGGGCUCAUGGCAUCAUCGUGGUGUAUGACGUCACCGACCAGGAAUCCUAUGCCAACGUGAAGCAGUGGCUACAGGAGAUUGACCGCUAUGCCAGUGAGAAUGUCAAUAAACUCCUCGUGGGCAACAAGAGCGACCUCACCACCAAAAAGGUGGUGGACAACACCACAGCCAAGGAGUUUGCAGACUCCCUGGGCAUCCCCUUCCUGGAGACGAGUGCCAAGAAUGCCACCAAUGUGGAGCAGGCGUUCAUGACCAUGGCUGCUGAGAUCAAAAAGCGGAUGGGGCCAGGCGCAGCCUCAGGGGGUGAAAGGCCCAACCUCAAGAUUGACAGCACCCCUGUGAAGCCAGCUGGUGGUGGCUGUUGCUAGGAAGGGCACUUGGGGUGGAACAGGAGGGGGCACCUUCUCCAGAUGAUGCCCCUGGAGGGAGCAAGAGGCGCCUCCCUCUGCCUCUCUGGGGGCACUUGAGUCUGUGGCUUUGGGGUGUCCUGGGCUCCCCAUCUCCCUCUGGCCCAUCUGCCUGCUGCCCUGAGCCCCAGUUCUGUCAGGGCCCCCAAGGGAGGACAUGCAGGACCUGUGGCUUGGGUGGGGGCAGGGGCAGGGGCUGCUCUGCUGCUGCCUCUAGGUACCUUGAAAAGAUGCCCCAACCAUGCACCUUCCUUUGGAAUGAGGGCUCUGUCUGUCUCCCCACCCCCAUGUAUGCUGCACUGGGUUUCUCUUCUCUUCCUUCUCUCCCCACCUUUACAAGAGCUAAGGGCCCCCCUGGCCUUUGCUGCCCAUGGCUGUAGUCAGUGCCUGGGGCCAGGAGUGUCACCAAGGAAUCCAGGACCUGGGAUCCAGGGCCCUGGGCUUGACCUCAGGAUGGACACUGGGGUCACAGGGGCCAAGCAGCCUACUCUUUCCCUGUCUCCCUCCACCCCUCCCACACUCAGCUCAAGCCGUCCAGCUGCAGGGGCGAUACAGCACGGCUAGGGCAGGUGGGCGGGUGGCUGCGCUGGGCCUAUGUCUUGAGCCCAUAGGGAGCCUGCUCCUGCCUCCCUCUGCCCUGCCAGAGGCAGGCCCAUGUGCUGCCUGCCCACCGUGCCCCUUUGUCCCUGUGGCAGGCGGAGGCGGAAGGCCCACCGAGCCCAAGGCCAGGCACCAGCCUUAACCCUCACUCUGCCAGCACCUCUUCCCUAUCCCUGAGGCAGCACAUCAGGCUUAUUCUCCCAUCCUCAGAGCCUAAGAGGGCAGAGCCUCAUCCCGUGUUGCUACUUCUCUGGGAAAUAUGGGUGCAACCCAGAGUUGGGGGUCUCUCUGUUCACCCCCUCCAAACCCAGGAUCCUGACCCCCCUGCCCUCUGGCACAGCUUCUUCCUGCAGAAAACAAAUCUGGUCUCUUCCUGAGAAGCCAUGUCCCUUGUGCUGUCUCUUGCCUGUCCCACCCACGCUGUGCCCUCCCCUCCCGCUUGUAUUUAAAUCCCUGGGCUGCCCCUUGGGUGGGGAGGCCCU
Sciurus carolinensis (gray squirrel) is the source of this 1831-nucleotide messenger RNA. RefSeq names its product RAB1B, member RAS oncogene family (gene Rab1b). The transcript is spliced from 6 exons. Lineage: Eukaryota; Metazoa; Chordata; Mammalia; Rodentia; Sciuridae. Bases 105 to 710 code for a protein of 201 amino acids. The record is from RefSeq and is a predicted model, not a curated record. Gene Ontology annotation, molecular function: GTP binding; GTPase activity.